GGUGUGGGAGUGGGGUAGGUGAGGAGAGAGAAAAUGUAGAAAAAAUAUUUUUUUAUUAGUGGUCCUAUUUCAUUUUUAGUAAUGUGUCAAAUAUCGUGGGAUAGAUAAAAUUAGAAACUGUGUCAAAUAUUAAGCGACGAAGCGAUUAGGGAGUAACACGCUUCAAACCCGAACCUGAGUUGCCCUGAAUUAAUACGGUUGGAAAUCCAAUCGUGAAAACGAAGCACAAGCACAUCCUUGUUUUCCAUAAAAUCGAAAACUACUCAACAACCGCUGCACUAAGAGAGAGAAAGAAUCAACAACAAUGGCGGAAGAAGAGGAAAAGAGGAAGACGGUGUGGGCAGAAUCUCUAGGAUGGCUGACGGAAUCCACAAUUAUGCCGAAGAAGCACAAAGCCAUUGAAGGUGUUGGUGCUUCUUCCAUCUUUGAACUCAAAGCUGAACUCUACAAAUCCCAGGAAGAUGCCAAGAAAUCCAAGGAACUUUCUGGUGCUGAUGUUGAAUAUCACCGCGCCAAGAAGAAGAUCACCGCCAAUAACGCCUUUUCUCGCAAAAAUUCCGGCGUUGAUGCGCGGGCUCAUCAGGACAAGCUCGCACUCAAGGCUGUUAGUGAUGGUUCUGCUAGCUAUGAAGCAUUGGAGAAAAAGGCUGCGUUGUAUGAAAAACUUGCUAGGGGAGAACUUUCGGAUGAGGAAGAUAAAGAGAAGUAUUGUGUUGAUUUUUUCCGCAAGGGUCAAGAGGAAGAUGGACAUCAGGAAUUGCAAGCUAAUGAUUCUUUUUCUAGUAAAGUAUCUGCAAAGACUGAUGAAUAUGAUGAUUUUUUACCUUUCAAUUCAAAGCCCAUGGGUUUGGGGCGUAGUGUUGGAACGGUCGACAUUGAUGAACACAAACGUUUUGUCAGGGAAGUUCAUGAAGAGGUGAAUCAAGCCAGAGUAAAUACUUCUGAACUGAAGUUACGCCGGCAAGAACAAGCAGCAGCUCGUCGAGAAAAGCUUCGACAGGCUUAUAUUCGGAAGCAACUGGAGAAGGUGAAGUCUACAACAACAACAAGACAAGAGCAAACCUAACCAACUAAUGCAGCUGUUGAAUUGCUUUGCAUAUUAGCUGGUCUGGUGGCUCACUUUAUUGUUGCUAUUGUGGGUAUCAAGAACCUUGAGCAGCUUGCCAAAAUUUGUGCGAAAUAGCUGAAAAAUCUGGUGCAAGAUUCCAGGCCUUACACUGCCAUUGGCUUGUAAGUAGAGCCAUGGUUUAGGACAGCAUGUCAAUCAGGGCACAAAGAUCACUUUCAGAAGCCUUGAAACACGGUAGUCAAGACCCAAGAAUCCAAGAUUCAUGCAUCUGAAAUGAUGUGUUACAGUUAACCGAAUUGUGGUAUUGAAAUUUGGAAAUGUGGAAAUUUGAAGUCACCUUGUCUACUCUCCAUACAUACUUUGUGAGCUAUGUUUGUAGAUUUACCCUCAUUUAUCAUUGUAUUAACAACCCUGAUUUGUAAUGAAUUUCACUGUGCAAAUUCUUUAGACGGCAUA
Chenopodium quinoa (quinoa) is the source of this 1525-nucleotide messenger RNA. RefSeq lists its product as uncharacterized. The coding region runs from base 305 to 1066 and encodes 253 amino acids. The transcript is spliced from 3 exons. Gene Ontology annotation, cellular component: nucleus. Lineage: Eukaryota; Viridiplantae; Streptophyta; Magnoliopsida; Caryophyllales; Amaranthaceae. The record is from RefSeq and is a predicted model, not a curated record.